Messenger RNA from Melanotaenia boesemani (Boeseman's rainbowfish), 4413 nucleotides. RefSeq names its product amine sulfotransferase-like. Gene Ontology annotation, molecular function: sulfotransferase activity. Gene Ontology annotation, cellular component: cytoplasm. The record is from RefSeq and is a predicted model, not a curated record. Gene Ontology annotation, biological process: sulfation. NCBI's taxonomy places the organism in Eukaryota, Metazoa, Chordata, Actinopteri, Atheriniformes, Melanotaeniidae.
GAAACAGUGAAGCUAGAAACAGUUUGAUUGAACUAAAAUCUACUUCAGAAAAGCUAAAUAUCCACAGCCUCAGUAACACGCGACUCAUUUCCAUCCAGAAGCAGAGUUCAGUUCAUCUGUUCUUUUGGAUUAUUUUAAAAGGCCAUCAUCACAAGACGUCUUGUCUUCUGCAGCAGAUGUGAUUCUCUGCAACAAAACCUCCUGUUGACUUAAUCACUGAGCUGAUUUCAUCACAGGAGACAGAAAACACUCCCAACAGAUCCAAGACAGAGUAUCUCAGUAAUCAGAGGUCAGCAGGUCACAGCUGGACAUCUUAACAUUGCCUCCAAACACCAGAUGUCUUCUGUCCAGAAGGAAGACUUGUUUCCUCUCCACCCCCAGCUGGAGACAGUCCCCAUGUGACCUCGUCUGUAGGAAUACCGAUGCUUUUGUGUUUGUGGACCAUGCUGAAUGUACAGCUGCUGGUAGAGAUCCAGUUUCCUGUUGCCAUUAAAGGGCCAGUCCGCAGAAAACACCUCCACUGGCUCUGGACCGGAUAUGUUGACUUUAUGCUCCUCUCAGAUAUCAUCUAAGUAGGUUUUUACUUCAAAGUUGUAAAACGUCAGUGAAGCUUGAGCAGCAGGAGGACAUCAGCCUCCCGUCACAGCUCACCUCCAGGUUUCCUCUGCUUCUUGCGCAACAUGAGAACCAAAACACAGUUGUGAUGUUGCAUAAUGUUCAGCUUUCUGGGCUGUUUCAGGUCCGCCCCCACGUCCUUUAUUUGCUGAUGUGCGGGAGGAUGGGAACAUCUCUGCGUAAAAGCGCGCGCUCCAUGCGCAUCGACAUCUUUCGCGCGGUUCGCUCCUCCGACGCGUUUUUGAAGCAGCUCAUCGGCGUGACCGCGGGACGGAGCAGAUUUCCUCCGGAACGCAACAUUAUCAUGGAGUUAAAUGAUGAAAAGACUCAGAACCAUCAGCUGGUGCCGCACAAAGGCUUCAAUCUGAUCGGCGGGACCCAUGAUCCGGAUGAUGUAGACCAGAUCUGCAACCUGGACAUCAGAGACUCGGAUGUGUUUGUGGUCACGUACCCAAAGUCAGGAACCAUCUGGAUGCAGCAGAUCCUGCUGUUGCUGGAAGCCAAAGGAGAUGUGAACGCCAUCAGUAAGCUCAGCAAUCUGUCUAAUGCUGAUCUCAUCCCCUGGAUUGAGCUGCGUGGCAACAGGCAGGCGUUCAUGUCAGCUUUGCCACCCAGGCAGAGGGUCACCCAUCUGCAGUACCAGUUUCUGCCCCGCGCUUUGAGCCACAAGAAGGGGAAGGUGAUCUACGUGGCAAGAAAUCCUAAAGACAUUCUUGUGUCCUUUUACUUCCAUAAAGUUGCAAACAUGCUGGAAACAGCCAAGAGCUUUGAUGACUUCUUUGAGAAAUUUCUUAGAGGAGAAGUUUUUGGAUCCAGCUGGUUUGACCACAUUAAGACUUGGUACUCACACAAGGAUGAAAUGAACAUGCUGUUCAUCACCUAUGAAGAAAUGAUUCAAGACCUGCAUUCAGCAGUAGAGAGGAUCUCCUUGUUUCUGGGCAAGGAGCUUACAGCUGAGCAAAUGGCCAGUGUAGUGAAGCACAGUACAUUCAGCAACAUGAGAAGGAUCCCACAGGCCAGCUAUGAGAAGGUGCCCGGGGAGCUGCUCAGCCACCCUGGGAGGUUCAUGAGGAAAGGAACCAUUGGUGACUGGAAAAACCACUUCACUGUGGCCCAGAACCAAAGGUUUGAUGAGGUCUUCCACAAAGAGAUGAAGGACUUUCCCAUUCCUUUCAUUUGGGACUUCAGGAUGUAGAGUAAAAGACUUCUUAAUGAAAACAGUGACUGUCUGAGCUUGGUGGAAAUGUUCUUCAGUCAGUUUGCCUGCUAAUCUAGUGUGUUUUUCCGUCUUUACUGUCUGCAGAGUUAUGCUAUAUUGAGUACGCCCACGUGUCUGCAUAUGGGUAGGCCUCAUCUGCGUAUGUUUGGACCGGGAUCUGCAUAUGGUAGGCCAGCGUCUGCGGGCGAUAGUAUCGGCGUCAGCAUACAGGUAGAGCCAGCUUCUGCGUACGAUAGGACCGGCAUCUGCAUACGGUAAGGGCCAGCAUCUGCGUGACGAUGAGAAUGGCAUCUGCAUACGGUAGGGCCAGCAUCUAUGUACAGUAGGAGCAGCAUCUACAUAUGGUAGGACUGGCGUCUGCAUACGGUAGGGCCAGUGUCUAUGUACAGUAGGAGCGGCAUCUGCAUACAAUAGGAGUGGCGUGUGUUUACGGUAGGACGGGCGUCUGCGUACGGUAGGAUCAGUAUCUUCGUACAGAAGGACCGGAGUCUGCUUACAGUAGGAUCGGCAUCUGCAUACAAUAGGACCAGCGUCUGUGUACAGUAGGACUGGCAUCUGCAUACGGUAGGACUGGCAUCUGUGUACACUAGGACCGGCAUCUCCGUACAAUAGGACCGGCGUCUGUGUACAGUAGGACCGGCGUCUGUGUACAGUAGGGCUGGCAUCUAUGUACGGUAGACAUUGUGCCUUUUCCGUGGUUACUGCACAAAUUCAGCGAGACCCUCCCGAUAUCUGGAAACUCGUUAUCACACACUGACCACAAGAGAGUACUUCCGUGUAACUGUGCUGCAAUCAGGGCUUCACAGUGGGUCUGGAAGAGGUGCACUUCAAGCCUCCAUGGACCAACGCAAAGCAUACAGUGUUGACGCCAUAACCAACCUUAUGCAAACACCGUGUGAGUUUUAAUUUAAUUUUAACCUGUAACUGGUUAACGGGUUACAGGAUCAUGUCUGCUGUUCUCGCAUAUAAAUCAAUGCACAACUGAUGCUACUAAAAGCAAGCUUUGUAUAAACGACAGUUUUUCAUCUUUCUAUGUUCAAUGUCUGAAAAGGCAAAGCUUUGGGAUGUUCUGGACUAUUCUUACUGCUAAAUAAAUAUGAAAGUGGUAAUGGCAGCAUGCUGUCUCAAUGUGGGAGUAAAUGGUUUAGUCAGAUAGAAAAAUGAUCACCUUUCUUCCUCUGCUUUUUAGAAAAACACAGAGGUUAAGGAAAUAUGUUGGGAGAAAUUCUCCAGGAAAAGACGACAGUGCUGCGAAGGAAUCUGACAUUACUGACCCAGCUAAGAUGUUCUGAAACCACUAAUGAUCAUUAAAGAACCGUUUUCCACCAAUGGGAGCAGGUUGGGGCAGGUUGGAUGCAUUUUUCUUUUGUGUUUCCACAUGCGUAACUGGGAAAGGUAUCCUAAUGUCCAACCCAACCGUCCUACUUUGUUGGGCUCCUUCUGUUGGUGUACAAUCUAACCAACCGGAAAAGGGUUUUGUUUGACACACUGAAAUCUGUUGAUUGGUUGAGAAAAAAAAGUCAUUUCCUGUAUGCCCCUGGCAUAAAGACAAAACAGGAACGGCUUCCUUGUUAAAGAAACAGAUUUUUUUGUUUGAUUAGAUUAAAAUUUUGUGGUUUAAAAUGGCACCACAAAGCACCGCCAAGAAAAAAGAACACAAACCGCUUGAUGACGCCAUUCUUUGUUUCUGAGGCAUGUUCUGGUUCUACUUUAAGGAAGGUGCUGUGGUGCGAUGGCGUCAUGCAGUUACGUAGCUGAGGCACCCAUUUCUAUCUGGCUGAUACUCAACCUCUCAGGUAAGGUUACGACUGUCUGUGGAAACGAGAUUACACUUAACAAACCAUAUCUGCACCCUAACCAUCCCAUCCCAUCCUGUCCUGCACCCGUUGGGGGAACAAGGCUCUCAGUCUUUAUCAGUUUGAUCACCCUGUUUCUGCUGAGACCACCAAUCAUAUCAGUUUCUGACUUUAUUAUAAAUGCUGGUGUUUAAAGGAAAGAAAAAUUAACUACGUUUGUACACCUCACUGUCCUCUGAUUUAUCAACAACCAGAUAAACAUAAUCUAGCAUUGUUGUAUGUUUUAUGUUGAUGAUUGUAGGACCCACCCCCUUCAUCUCAUCAUACUCCAUCCAGGGCACCUUCCUCUCCAUCCUCCCUACCUCUCCUGGACUUCACUGCCCAGAAACAGGAUUUGCCCAUCUGACCCCAUUUCCAAGUCCCAUCUUUUCACCCCCAAACCUCCCACCUCAAACCAGACCUUGAAAUGACUCUAGAACUUCUGUCCAACCAACCUGGAAUGAGUUCGCUUCUUUCUUUUACUGACUAAUUCAGAAAACCAGGCAGUCAGUCCAGUGCUUCCAUGCCAGGGACAGGACAUAUGUCACUGUGUCCACUCAGAGACAUGAACACAAUGACACACUUUUCUCCAGUCAGUCCUAAAAACUCGGAUAAAAUCAUUGGCCAUUUGAAAACCACCACUUGCUGUCUUGACGGGCUGUAUGGAAGCGAUUCUGUACCUUAUUUCAAUUUAAAAUGGAAUAACAGAAAAGCUUUUUCAUUUUGAGAAUAUAGCUGCAUUUU